GAGAUUGCGCCGACCUCUUUUGAUGAAAGGACUAAACACGGACUUACCGUAGAAAUGAGUCUGGCAUCGAUAACGGAUUAAAAGCGUUAUUAGCAAUAAUAAUAAUACUUUUACAAAUAAAUAUCUGACAGCUUCUCUGCGGCUGCUUUCCACUCGGGGAUUUCUGGUGGUUGUGGUUUAUAGGACAGCGCGUUGUGAACAAUAACAAUGGCCUCUGGUUCACCCUCGUCCUCCCCGGACACUGCGACGGGCUCGGGUACGGAUCCAGCGCGGCCCGAUACCGGCGAGCCUCUUGGUGGAGCGGGUUCAGACUCGGACUCGGACUUGGGUUUGAGUAAAUUUGAUUGUAGUGCCGUGGAGAUGACGGAGGAAAUGGAGGGAGAGGAACUGGAGCAGGAGUUUGAGUCUGCAGCUGACCGAGUGAGAGACUUGAUUCAGACGGCCAGCAGGGACCAGCUGCUGUACCUGUAUGCUCGUUUUAAACAGGUCAAAGUAGGGAAGUGCAACACCCCAAAACCUGGUUUCUUUGAUUUUGAAGGGCAGAGAAAAUGGCUAGCCUGGAAGCAGCUUGGAGACAUGGACGCUGAGCAAGCGAUGCGAGAGUACAUUACCUGUGUCAAUGUGUUAGACCCAGAAGGCACCACAAAGGAAAGACGAGGAGCAGAGAGACGAACGGGUUUUGGAGGUGCAGCAGUCAGCUCUCUCUACCAGGAGGAGGAAACGAUAAGGGAAGAGGAUAAGAACAUUUUUGACUACUGCAGAGAAAAUAACAUUGACCACAUCCAAAAGGCCAUCAGCUCCCAGAAACUGGAUGUCAAUACCAGAGACGAAGAGGGCCGCACUCUCCUGCACUGGGCCUGUGACAGAGGACACAAGGAGUUGGUGUCUUUGUUUCUGCAGCACAAAGCAGACAUCAACAGUCAGGAUAAUGAAGGACAGACAGCGCUACAUUAUGCAUCAGCGUGCGAGUUUGCAGACAUCGUAGAGCUUCUUCUCAACGCUGGAGCAGAUCCGUUUAUCAAAGAUAUGGAGGGCUCUCUCCCCGAGGAGGUGACUGAGUCUAGCGCCAUCUCUUCGCUCCUGCGCCAAUACACCGCUCCUAAAGGCUAGCUUAUCCACACAUACUCGCCCUAUAUUUCUGCUCCACUCAUUUGUCCAUCAUUCCUGGAAAAUAAACUCAACAGAUCUUAGACCAAAACAACAUUGAAGUUUUCUUUCUUUUGCUUUUAUUUCUAAGUUUUUGAAGUGUUUUUGUUUUCAGAAGUGUUUGUGUAACAAUAAUCAUCUCAUUUGACAAGAACAUAAGUUGAAGAGGAUUGCAUGCACUGUUUUCUGCAGAAACUGGUAUCUCCUUUGCAGUGUUGGAUUAAACUCUGGUUAUAUGUUAAA
This is a messenger RNA of Nothobranchius furzeri (turquoise killifish), 1389 nucleotides long. It is a transcript of the gene acbd6, whose product is annotated as acyl-CoA binding domain containing 6. The record is from RefSeq and is a predicted model, not a curated record. NCBI's taxonomy places the organism in Eukaryota, Metazoa, Chordata, Actinopteri, Cyprinodontiformes, Nothobranchiidae. Gene Ontology annotation, molecular function: protein binding; fatty-acyl-CoA binding.